ACCACCCGAUCCGAUACUGUUGCAGAGUCGCGUGUAUAAAAGGCUCGGUAUCCGCCGACCGCCGCAUCAAAGCAUCUGCAGCAGACGGUCCAGGUCCACUGUGCGAUACCAAAUAGUUUUCAUUCGUUUUCGAUCGAGUAAUCUCACAACCACCAACCAGAAACAUGAAGGUAAGCGUAUCGCGAUUUUAUCGUAAAAUCAAUAACCAAUCAUCACUGUACGACGUAACAGGUUUCCCCGGUUCGUAUAGGAACGAGACGGAGUCGAUUCGACUGAAAAAAAAAAAUGUUUCUCCAUCAAACCCGCGAUUCCCCGACUUUUGAAUUAAUAAUAUCGUCUGUCUGUAUUCGAAUAUUUCGUUUGUAGAUAUUAUACUAUAUUAUAUAUUUUGUUUAAUAAACUCCAUUUGGCCCGUUUCCGAUACGUUUAGUAGGCAAUCUCCAUCGCCAAUCUCCAGGUUUCUCUCCGAUUUUCACUGUACCUUCAAAUAAAUCAAAUACAAAUCAGCACGUAACCACCGUACAAUCGUAAAAUAACAUUUUCAUAUCGUCACCUGUUUUGUUUUCAAACCGUUCAACGUUAAACUAUUAAUUUCGAAUUCUGCGCACAGUUUUUCAAACUUUUCAAUGCGAAUUCCGAGGACAUUAGGUAGUUAUUGCAUAGGACAAAAUAAAAAAUAUCGUCUAAAUAAAAUCGUUUCGCAUUAUUUAAAACCAAAUUUUCACCGUAGAAAAAUGAAAAGGAAAUAAUUAUUAUCGUUUUAAAACCUUUUAUGAUGUUUCUUUGUUUUAAAAAUAUUAACAGCUUUAUUCGCUAUAUUGAAUAAAUUACAAAUACAAAACAUUGCCCGUUCUUUUAUUUUCCCGACACAAAUUCGAUUUCUUAACUAUAAGAUCGAACGGGUUUGUGGCAUCAUAAAAAAUUGGAUUCUCCGUAAAUAUGUUAGUUGAUCUCGGUUUGCAGUGACACUGUAACACCACUACUUAUUAAAACCUUAUUAAGACCUUAUUAAAAAUUGAUUUGAAAAUUAAUUAAAAUAGGUUACUCAACACGAAAAUUAAUAUUUGAAUGUAUUAUUAUUUGUUAAUGUACUAUUAUUAUGGUUUCCACAGGUUAUUAUGGUAACGCUGUUGUUGGCCGCCGUCGCCCUGUCCGCCACCGAAGCCGGUCUAGUGUACCACGCACCAGCCAUCGUACCAGCCGCCACCGUGUACACUGCCCCGGCACCCGCUUUGGUCCGUACCCCGAGCUUGGACAGCGCCGUAGUGCACUCCGAACGCGUAGGCGGCAACUUCGCCUACAGUACCGUCGAGGGACACGCUUACACCGCGCUCACCCCGGUGGUCCACCACGCUCCCGCCCCGGUAGCCAUCGCCUACAAGGCCCAACCGAUCGUCGCCCCGUUGCCCGUGGUCCACGCGGCCGCCCCGUUGCCCGCCGUCUACGCGUCCCCGGCAAAAACCUUCUUCUACGCUCACUGAUAAACGACGACGACAACGACAUCUAUAAUAAUAAUUAUCGCCCGCCCACCCCGUGUUCGAUCUAGUUUUUUUUUUUUUUUUUAUUGUAUUACUUAUUUUUUUCUACACGAUUUGUUUGUAUUCAAGUUGGACAAACCUCUCGAUAUACACGUAUCUACCUAUUUAAAACGUAUACAAUAAAUUUAAGCCCAUUCAUAUUAUUGUAUAAUAUUGUAAAUGGCAAAUUUCUCUUUCCAGUAAAUGCCCCGGUCCGAAUGUAUACAGAUUACUCGUAUUACAUAUUAUUUUGUAUGUUUUCUUACUACCAAAUAAAAAAUAUCCGAUUGGAAAAAUAUUUUUAUU
Messenger RNA from Cinara cedri, 1823 nucleotides. The record is from the annotation of a GenBank genome assembly. NCBI's taxonomy places the organism in Eukaryota, Metazoa, Arthropoda, Insecta, Hemiptera, Aphididae.